This is a messenger RNA of Pseudomyrmex gracilis, 10561 nucleotides long. RefSeq names its product apolipophorins (gene apolpp). NCBI's taxonomy places the organism in Eukaryota, Metazoa, Arthropoda, Insecta, Hymenoptera, Formicidae. Gene Ontology annotation, biological process: lipid transport. The transcript has 26 exons. The record is from RefSeq and is a predicted model, not a curated record. Gene Ontology annotation, molecular function: lipid carrier activity. Bases 118 to 10272 code for a protein of 3384 amino acids.
AGCGCGGACGCUUUUGUCGUGUUUGCCCGUGGCCCGCCGAUCGUAUACCACCACUGAUUGUGCAAAAGAGUAGUAGUGAUAAGUAGUUAGUUUUACCGCACUCGGGAAAAAGAAGCCAUGGGGCUUACGAGAGCGGCCGUCUACGCCGGCUGUCUCCUUCUGUUCCUAGCAGCCGAAGCCUCGGGCAAUAAAUGUAUAGCUGGCUGCCAUGGAAUGAAUGGAGGAAAAGCCUAUCAAGAAGGACAGACAUAUGUAUACGAUUUGGAAGGAACGUCUGUAACAUCAGUUCCUGAUACUGCAGAUGAAGCUACUCUCAAACUGAAGGGUACCGUAGAAUUGUCAGUGAAGCCGGACUGCAUUCGACAGAUCCGAUUAAAAGGCGUACAAAUUAAUGGAGCUCCAAUAUCAUUGUCAGAUGUUGAGAAGCAUGCGCUGCAAUUCAACUAUCACGAUGGUCAUAUCGAUACGGAGGUGUGUGCCGAACCUGGCGAUUCGCAGGAAUCUCUUAAUAUUAAGAGAGCUGUUGCCUCCUUGUUCCAGUCAGCUGUCAUUCAAGAUUCUGGAACGACAUCUCAUCACGAGGUCGAUGUGUUUGGUGGUUGCAAGACUGACUUUACAUUCAAGAAGAACGGCGAUUCGCUGAUUGUCCAUAAGGAGAGAAAUCUGGCUCGUUGUUCUCAUCGCGAAAACAUCAGAGAAGGCCCGGUGUCCGCGAUCUACGAUCAAACAUCUGACAUUCAAUCGGCUCCAUUGGUAUCGUCGCACCAAAAGAUUGAGCAACGUUUCGACAAUGGUGUACUGGCCAAAGCAGUCUCGGUCGAGACUUACAAACUGAAUCCAUGGAGCAACGGGGAGAACGGUGCUAAGACAAUCGUGCAGACCAUUUUGACGCUCAAGAACAAAAAAGGCGACAGUCCAAACGCUCCUGUUUCCCAGCCGAAAUCCAUCAUCUUUGAAGCGCCGCAUCCUGUCACCAAGUCGUCAGCUGAUAGAAUUGUUGCGGCUGUAAAGGCAGCAAGUGCCGAAGAGCACGACGGUGUGAAAGAAGACGCAGCGGAAAAAUUUGCCGAACUCGUCAGAAUUCUUCGUCUCAGCAGCAAAACCGACAUACUCGCGGUCUAUCAAAAAGUGAGAAGCAACGCUUUGGAAAAAAAAAUUUUCCUUGACGGUCUGUUCCGUACCGGAAGUGGCGAGGCCGCGGAAGUAAUCGUGGACUUGCUGAAGAAUCGUGAGCUCAGCGGCGUGCAGGCUCUUUUGUUCUAUGCCAGUCUGAGUUUCGUCAAUCAUGUGAACCUUCCCUCGGUAGUCGCUGUUACUUCUCUCCUCGAUCAGCCGAACUUAUCGCGUCUCGGCUAUCUCGGAAUCGGUCAGAUAAUCGGUAAGUUUUGCCAAGAACAUCCCUGCGAUAACGUAGCCGAGGUUAAGCAAGCCGUGCAUAAAAUUCGCGAGAAAGUUGGCAAUGGAAAGGCAAAGACCAGAGACCAAGAAAACGUUAUAGUCUCAGCUUUGAAGGCAUUAGGCAACGCUCGCUAUCUCGAUGACGGCACGUUACAAAAACUGGCCGGCAUUGCGGAAGACAAGAACGUGCGCAAUCGCGUCAGAGUAGCUGCUAUCGAAGCAUUACCUACCCGCUGCUCUAUGAAAUGGAAAAACAUUCUUCUGAAGAUUUUGGAUGAUCAGAGCGAGGACAGCGAGAUCAGAAUCAAGAGUUAUCUGUCUUUGGUUGCCUGUCCCUGCCCUCAUGUUGCCAGCAAUAUCAAGAAAACAUUGGACAAGGAAACAGUCAAUCAAGUUGGAUCUUUCAUUCAGAGUCACUUACGUAACUUGCGAGCUUCUGCUGAUCCAAAUAAAGCUGAAGCGAAGAAGCAACUUGGCCUGAUCAAACCACGAAAGUUUCCCGAAGAUAUCCGCAAAUUCUCUUUCAACAACGAACUGUCGUACAAUGUAGGUGGCCUCGGCGUUGGCUCUUCUACGGAGAGUAAUGUUAUCUAUAGUCAGAAUAGUUUCGUACCGCGAUCUAUGCAUCUGAAUCUAACUACCGAGAUAUUCGGAAGAUCCUUCAAUUUCUUAGAGCUCAACACGCGCGUAGAAAAUCUCGAUAGAUUGAUCGAACACUACUUCGGACCCAAAGGACUAUUGAGUGAAUUGGAUGACGCGGAUGACUUGGUCGACGAAGGAGUGAACAAGGUUAUUGACAUCUCAGAGUAUGUCAGUAAAAAAACUAAUAAACUACGUAGCAAGCGCGAAGUUAAGCCGGGAGAAAUUGACAAAUUUGCUAAAGGCGUGAAGCUGAGAAACACCGAGGUAGAUCAGCAGCUCGACCUGGACCUAUCAAUCAAGUUCUUUGGUGUCGAACUGGCUUAUCUAACUUACGACGGAAAUCCCGAGCAAUUAACACCAAAAAGUAUGAUUGACAAGAUAUACGAACACAUUGAAAAAGGAUUUGAAAAGAUAAAGAAAUUUGAUUACAAUUUGCAGAAUCGCAUACAGUUCCUCGAUGCAGAGCUCAUUUAUCCGACAAAUCUUGGUACGGCGCUGUCUGUCGGCGUGCUUGGAACCAGCGUGAUUCACAUAAAAACAUACGGCAAGCUUGAUAUUCCGGCUAUCUUAAAAGAUCCGAAAAAUACCGACAUAAGCAUCGGUUUGGAACCCAGUGCAGCCAUUCGAGUAAGCGGCAACAUGGUCGUUAAGGGAUUCGAUGUAGAGUCCGGGCUGAAAGUUGUCAGCACAUUGCAUCACGACACGGCAACCGAUGUGUCAGUAAAAUUCAUGAACGGUAACGGUGUUCACAUAACGGUCUCCGCACCGAAGAGGAAAGAGAAGAUCAUUAGUGUAAGCAGCGAGGUGCUGAUGAGUUCCGGACCGAAAGGUGACACAUAUAAAGCUCCUAAGUUUAAUAGCAAAGGCAGAGUAUUCAAAGACUGCUUCGAGCAAUUAAAUGCAAUAUUGGGUAUAACUGUUUGCGGUCACUUGGAGUUCCCUUACAACGGUAUCGAAUCGGUGCAGAAGAGAGCAUUAUUCCCCUUAAAUGGACCAACAAAGUUCAGUAUUAGGAAUGAUAACACAGACUUCUAUAGCAUUUAUCUGAAAAUCUUCCAUGAAAAAACGGACAAUUCUCGAUCGCUCGAGAUACUGUUGGAUACGCCAAAUAGCAAAACUAAUAGACACGUGUCUUUAAGUGCCCAAAUCGGUACCAAGCCUGACAAAUUUGCUAAAAUAUCUCUCAAUACACCCAUCAAAAAAGCGUCCGCUGAGGCAGUACUCAAAUCCAAUCCUGAGGAAAAUACGCUUACGAUAACGGUACUGCACGACAACCAGGAAUAUUACGCGCGCGCUGGUCUCUUAGCUAAUGGUCCCAAGUUCAAGCCAGUUUUGGAAUACAAAAUCCCGGAGCAUAUCGAAAAACUGGCAGAUACGAAAAGCGGAGUGAAGACAUCCCACGGUGGUGGCCAGCAAUACAACAUGCAAGGUGCUGUAGAAGUAGUCGAUCAAGACGGCGGUAAGAAGUACGUGUUCGAUAAGGUAGCUUUGGUUGGCAACGGCAACAAGAUCGUUGGUUUAGAUGGUUAUGUUUUGCACACGAGCAACGCCGCCGACUUAGACAUGAAGUUGAAUUACGGAGAAGAUUUCGUUGAUCUGAAGUUAAAUGCUAAAAAACUGGGUGACGAGCAUUAUUCGAUCGGCGUUUCGGCGUUGCCAUCGAGAGAUCCCAACAUGGGCUUUGAAGUCACGUAUGAGGUCCGUAAGAAUGAGCACGAAUUCGAGAAUAAUCUGGUUUUUGUUCACGGUCCGGAUUUGAAAUCUACGAUUAAUCGAUUUACUCUCAAACAAUACCUUAUCGCUAAACCUAAUCAAAAAGGAGUAAACUUUAUCUUAGGCGGACAUAACAAGAUCUCAUAUCCAACUUUAAAAUUAAAGGCGGACUUAGAAGGUAAGAUCACACCCAACUCCGUUAACAGCGAUAUCGAAAUUACCUACGACAAAUUCAAAUUCGGCUCGGAGUUGAAUGCCAAGCGACACACAGACAAGCAGGGCGAUUACGAGCUUGAAUUCGAGGUCGAACUCUUGCAGAAUAAAAUCAAAGUGGAAUGCAAGCAUCUUGUUGUCGAUCCGCAUAAGAGCAAAUACAAAUACAAUUUAGAGUUGACUCCUGGUGGCAAGUAUGAGGGUGAAGUCGCGAUCACAUGCAACCGCGAUAAAAAUAUAGAAUAUGAAGUGGAUAGUGACUUGAACUUGAACGGCAAAAAAGUUAAGGCUUUCGGCAACGUGAUCAUCGAACGUCCCCUAAAAAACGUUCAAUCUCGAGCAUACGUUAACGUUAAUGACGUCAAGUACAUCGACUUUCUGCUCAAAGCACAGCGACAAGGCGCGAAUCCUUACGGCAGUUUAAUGUUGAACGUAAAGAAUUAUUUAAAUGUCGCGGGAGAAAUCUUGAAGCAGAAUGACAAGAGUAAUGCUCAUCUCGACAUUGAUUUGCCAAAGAUCAAUCGAAAAAUCAAAGGAACUGGCGACUUGGUGGUAACCGGUUCGCAGCAUAACGCUAACUUCGAGCUGCUUUAUGAUGCAGAGAAAGAUCCAAGCAAGCGUAUCAAAGUGUCUACCAUAACCGACAUCAAGAAAAACGCCAUCGACUCGAAGAACGUCAUUGAGGUGCUAAAUCAUAAGCUUGAACUGAACGGCAAAGGUUCAUUAGAGGGCACAUUAAAAGAGGGAAAACAAAUCAUAGAAUGGGACAUCACUCUACCAAAUGGCCGUUAUUUAGUUUACAAGCACCAACACUCCUCGGUCAAAAAUAAGAACAACAAAUAUGAUACCAAGUUCGUUGCUGAGGUAGUAGAUCACGAAACUAAAAACGGUCCACAAGAAAAAGGCACGGUCGCCAUAGAAUAUGUAAACUUUGAUCCAAAGUCGUUCACGUUCGAUCUUGACAACACUGAAUAUACGGCUGUUUUAUCUAGCGGAAAAGUCAUCAAUUAUAAUCAUAAAAUCAAAUAUCUCCGCGACACUGACGGUCAUAAGAAAUUAAUUGACGUUGACAUGAACUUAUCAGGAUUGACUCGACCUUUCAGUCUGCAAUACAAAGUCGACGAACUCGAUAAUAAGCAUAUAUCUAGCCAACUUGCUUCUUCCUUGGGCGAGAACCUUCAAGUAAAGAGUUUCGCAAAUUACGUUCCUGGGAACGAAGUCGACAAGCCUUGCAAGGUGAGCGGCAACGUAGAGUUGUUAUUGCCAUCCGAAAAGCUGCGUAACGUCAAAUUUGACUUCAAAAACAGUCUGUUAGACCAGGACGCGGAAGACGGUCUUUUCGAUUUUCAAGGUUCAACAACGCUCACCUACAACGAUGAUAGAACAAUUAAGGUUGAAGGUAGCUUAAAAGGCUCCGGAGAUCCCGAUAGCGGCAAGCCUUUCGACAGCGAUGCAAAGCUUGCUUUGACAAUCCUCCAGAUCCCGACCAUCAAAUUCAGUACCAACGUCAAAUAUGAUCCUCGAGACAACAAGAUGAAAGUUGUACGUAAUACGGCUGUAAGUUACGGUGACAAAGAGGUGACUCUUACCAUCGACCCGCUCACGUUUGAUUACGAUAUGACGCAUAUUGACCUAAAGGCCAAAAUUACCACUCCGUACGAGAAGCUGCGUAAUAUCGACUUAGAGUUCAAGCAUGAGAAAAGUAUCGACGGAAGCUCAAGAAAAUUCGACGGGACUGCCACAGUGGACGGUGUAAAAUACACAGCCAUGAGUGAAAUCCAGCAGAGUAACAUCUCUCCGAAGAUUCACAUACUUAUAAAUUGCCCGAAUGGAAAGACCGAAUUGCUCUGGAAAAUCGAGAAAACCGGUGAUAAAGAAUAUGUUGGUGAGUGGAAAGUUGAGACACCGUACAGCUUCGCCAAUGCCGAUGCACACAUCAAUCUGGAGAGCAUCGACAAUUUCGUAAUCAUCGUGAAUUUGGACAGCGACAAGCUGAAGCAUCGUAAGAUUCAGGCCGAAAUCGCAAACAAACCUACCGCCAAGACGGGCAAGCGAAUAAUCAUCAAUGUCACCAGCGACGGCAAGAACAUUGUGACCGGAAGUACAAACUAUAAGAGACGCGAAGAGGAUGGCAAAAUCACGGUCGAAGGAAACGGCAAUCUGAAGAUCGGUGAGAAUACAAGAAGCUCCUCUUUCAAGUAUACUCGCCAGCAAUUGAGUCACGACAAGGACGGCGAAGUCGGCGUCAUAAUCGUCGUGAACGCUAAGUUCGAUCCGGCGGCUAUCGUGGGCGAGAUGAAACUCUCGAACAAGGAGAUUCUCUUUUCCAACAGCUACUGCGAGCAGAGCAAGGACUGCGCUCACGUCAAGUUCCAAUCGAGUUCCGAUACCGAUAAGAAAACUUAUCUGAAUCAUCAAACAAUAGUAGAAGUAGACUUAAAGAAAUUCUAUGUACCAGCUGAAUUCGGAUUGAAGACAAGCACCGAAAUGAGAAACUCUAAAUUUGAUCAUUCUGCCAACUUAUAUCUUCAUUCGUCGAAGGACAAAUCACAAUAUGCUUACCAGAUUUACGCUCAUCCUAAGGAAAGCGGUGCUAUUUUGACUCUGCCCAACCGUGAACUCGCAGUUAUCAGCACAUUUGAUUUACCGAAGACAAAGCAAACUGGAGCAUUCAAGCUCGAUGUUUCCCUUUAUUUAGACAGGAAGAACAAACCGUCCGACAAGAGUGGUCUAGUUGCCAAUGGUGACAUUAAUAUUGAAAAAGAAAGCGGAUCUAUCAACGGAGAAGUCAAAUUCAUAUAUCCAUCUCAAUCAAAGGAUAUGGCAGUGAAAGGCAGACUUCAUUACGGUGGCGAGCACUUGCUGGACGCGAACGUCGACAUCGACGUGUUCGCGAAGAAGACACAGAAGAUUAGCAUGCUGGCGAAAAUACAUCAACUAGAUAUCAAAAAAGGUAGAAACUUGACCAGCGUGAUCGAAAUAAACAGCCGUGGACAACAACUCAAAGUCGAUCUGAAAUCACACGUGGCCAUUUCGGAAUAUACAGUCGGUUUCGGCAGUUUCCUGUCCUAUACAGACGUGAAUCAGAAGUUAAAAAGUGUAGGCGCCUUAUUCUCUUUAGAUACCAAAAAAUUGCUUCUUCUUGCAACCGGUCCGAAUAAGGAUCUCCUCCGAGUAGAUGCACAAUUGCAAUUGGAGAAAAAUCUGCAAAAAGUUGAUGCUGAAGUCUCGGUUGUUAACAACAAACCCAUUAAAAUUAAUUUCGAAGCUCAGGAUAUGAAUAGUUUCAAGUUCGCAAAAUACCAGCAAGAUGAUCCCGAUUCGAAAAUCACCGCUAACGGACGCAUUCUGCUCGGACAAUUAGCUGAUAUUCACGCAGACGCUUACAAAAAUAAAGCAAAGAAAAAUCUAUUCCACGCUUCAAUCCAUCUUGAUGACGAGAAGUUCCUGAAACCUAACUUCGGUUACAACAAGGACAAUAUUAUCUACGCGAUCGAACGUCAUCGCAAAUUAGCUGUCGAACUGUUGAAGCAAAUGAAAGAAGUUUCUGGAGAAAUAGCUAACGAGAUAGAUAAAGAACUGAAAGAUCUCUUAGAUCAUUUAAAGAAAGCACAACCGAAUAUCAAGCCGCUUUUGGACUAUUACGAGGGAGAAUUGAACAAAUUAAAGGACGAACUCCACGCUGAUCAAACUAUCAAGGACAUUCAAGCUACUUUAAACAAGCACUUCGGAACUAUCAUCAAAGCCGUGUCGGAGACUCUGAAGAAAAUAAACGCACGACUAACUGAAUUGCAGAAAGAAUACGCCGAGAUAGUUUCUCAGAUUCAACAUGCGUGGGAAAAUGUUUACCCACAACUGAAAGAAUCCUACGAAAAACUAGUUCAAGCGGGUAUUAACAUUCUCGACACUAUCGUUAAUGUUGCCGUAGCUUACGUCCACGCGCUGCUUGAUCUAAUUAACGAACAUCAGAAAGAGUUGAAGGAAAUAGCAAUCAUGGCUUCCGAGAUUGUGCAGGACAUCGCUAAGAUCCUGGUCAAUAAUAUCGCGCAAAUCAGGAAAGACAUUGAGGAGUUCGUCAUUCAGCUAAAAAAUCAACUGAAAGCGUUGCCGAUCUACGAGUACGCGAAGGAACAUUAUAAAGAAAUCAUAAAUUUGCAAAUCCCGGAAGGUAUGCUAGCCUCCUUUGAAGAACUCAGCAAGAUUGUAGAGAGCACGCUGCCGACUGAAGAACUGAAACGGCUGUACAAUGCUAUACACGACUACAUCAUAAAACACGUAAAACAUGAGAAAGUCGACAACGCGAGCGAGUUGAAGAAGAUUUACGAGUGCGCGACUGAUGCUCUUGCGUCUUUCAUCAAAUCUCUAGAAGCCAGCGGCACUCUGGACGAACUUAUAGAUGAGUUGUUCGAUGCUGAUCUUCCAGAGUUCGAGGCGUUGACAACACUCCCAACAAUCACUUCGGUGAAAAUAUCUCUUAUCAACCUGAUUCGUAAUAAUGAACUUCCGUCACUUCUGGAUCUCUAUUACACAUACAGGCCUAAUUUUGAUCCUCUCGACAUCAUACCUCCCUUCAGCAAAAUCGGCUUUGUCGUCGAUGGAGGACAUAUCUUCACGUUCGACGGGAAGCACUUCGGCAUACCCGGCGACUGUACCUAUGUCUUGGCUCAAGACGUGCAGGAUGGCAAUUUCUCCGUUCUCGCCAACUUCAACAAAGGCAAGCUCGUCGAUAUAACCGUGACAGAGCCUAAAGAGAGCAUCACGCUGAAGAGCACAGGCAUUUUAGUGAAUAAUAAACCAACCGAGUUCCCAGCCAGCACAAACAAUCUGCACGCCACUGUGUCGCCUCCGCUUGCGCAAAUCGAAUCGGACUACGGUGUGUUGGUUAGAUGCGGUCUCAACAAUCUCAAACAAUCACCGAUUUGCGUGGUAUACGUGUCCGGCUUUUAUCAUGGAAAAUUACGGGGUUUGCUCGGUGACGGCAAUAAUGAGCAAUACGACGAUUAUACGUUGCCAUCCGGAAAGAUUACCGAGAGUGAGACUGAAUUUGCCAACGGAUACAAACUGAAACCCGAUUGCCCGACAGUGAACGCGAUCGAUCACAAGAAACAGCAACGUAAUCCAGCCUGUACUGAGUUAUUCUCUGGCGAGAAGUCUCCACUGAAAAACUGCUUCAACUACGUUAAUCCAGCUCAUUACCGGGAUGCUUGCGAUGCUGCUGCCAGUGAAAAUCCGGAAGCCACCUGUUUGUUCGCCAUUACUUACCGCUCCGCCUGCCAUUAUAAGAGUGUUACGGGAAUAAGCAUUCCACCGGCUUGCACGAGUUGCAAGGUCGGUGAGAACUCGAUUGCUGUUGAUGAUACUUUUAGUGUUAAAACCCCGAAGAAUCAAGCGGACAUUCUACUGGUGGUCGAAGAAUCUAAGCAAAACGAGAAAGUAUUUAAAGACUUAAUUCCGACACUGAUAACUGACCUGAGAGAGGAAUUUAAACAACAAGACAUCACGGAUGUUCACAUCAGCUUACUUGGCUUCGGUGAUCACUUGGAUAAGCCACAAUACUACACUAAUAAUGGUCAUCUUAACAUUGUCGGAGACGUAAAGAAUAUUAAAUUUGAGGAACAAGAACCAAGUGUUACUCUCGAAGAAGCUAAAACUACCGAGAAGAAAGUGGAUUAUCUCGUGCAAAGACUGAAAUUGGAAUUAGGUAUUUUGUCACUAACAGGAAGCUACGAGGAAGCCGUAAAGUAUCCAUACAGACCUGGUGCAGUCAAAGCUGUUGUUUCAAUCUUGUCCACUCCGUGCGAGAAAAGUCCACUUCCUCUAUCGUUGCAACAGUUGAGGCUUCUACUUGGACAAAAAAUAUACCGAGAUUUAGGUUUGACCUAUUACGUUGUAUACCAACCCGGCGACAUUCAAGCUUCCGGUAAAGUUCAAAAAAACAUUGUUGGGUACGACAGCGACAGCGUAUACGUAUUAGCCGACAGCAAGAAAAAACCACUGAACAGAAACGCUGAGCUUAGAAGCAACUUAGUUCUUCCUAAUUCCGAUGUUUGUGCUGAAUUUGCUAUAGCGAAUGGAGGUGCAGCGUUCGUUUCUAGCAACUUGCUGGAUGCUAAGCCGAAUCAGAAGAGACAAUUCGCGCAAGUUACUGCUAGAAGAAUUGUCGAAGGUCUUACAAGCGUUGAAAUCGAACAGGAUUGCACGUGCACGCUAGAACACGGCGUUAUUGCACGCUCUCAUUGCAAGAUUGUUGGACAAAGAGAGAAGGAACCACUUGCGAGAAGCACGAAGGGAGGAGUAAAGGGCUGAAUAAAAUCACAGUACUGCGCAACAUUAUUACUGCUAAUUAAUUUUAGAUAAAACGUAUUUGUUAUUUUGUUACAAUAGAUACAUAAAAGAUAUUAAAAUAAAAGAUACUUGAUAGUCGUAAGUAAUAUAUCCGAAAUUGCGUUAUCUACAGUGUACGACUAACUUUUCGCAGCAAAAAGAAUGCAAAUAAGACUCAAUUUAUAUACCAUGACAAUAUUCUUUCGUUUUUCAGGCUAAACAUAAACAUAUACAUAUGUAAAUUAAUGCAAAUAAAUUGGUAUACUAUUUA